AUGGACACGUCAAACUUUCUAACCGACCAUCCUUGCUAUUGUGUUGAUCGUAAGAAGAUUCCAGGAACUUUUACAGAUGAGACAGCUGGCAAACUUAUUCGGGAGUUUCUCGCUUUACGAUCCAAGUCAUACGCUUACAAUUUAGCUGGCGAGGAAAAUAUAAAGGCUAAAGUUGUACGAGGUCAUGUUGUGAAAAAUCAUAUGACCAUGGAUGAUCACAAAAAAUGUUUAUUUUGGUUGGGCGCAAUGCAGAAAACUGGUGAAACUCAGGAGUUAGCUGUUCAGCAGGCCAACAAAUUCGAAUAUACGGAAUCCACUUCAACAAAAAACCUAUAUACACCUUUCAAAGUAAAUAAAUCUCUUAGAUCGUUUAAACAUCAAAUGAAAAUGAUUUCAACUGUAAAACUUGCUCUUUAUCGACAUGAUGAUAAGAGAUUCGUUAUGCCAGAUCAUAUUCACACUCUGGCACAUGGGCAUUAUAAAAUUGAGUAUGUUUAAAUAAUAUAUAUAUAUGUUUUUCAAUAAAUUAUCAACCAUAUUAUUAUUUUUUAGGAAGUUGGAAAUUGAACAACUACAGGCAUUCGCAGAGGAAUUGCAUGCAUAA
This is a messenger RNA of Cinara cedri, 604 nucleotides long. The record is from the annotation of a GenBank genome assembly. Lineage: Eukaryota; Metazoa; Arthropoda; Insecta; Hemiptera; Aphididae.